AUGCUCACUGCCGAAAAGCUUGUACAUGCAUCUCAGCUAGAUAGUGUGGAGACCGCACGUGGAAAGACUGCCGAAGACUUGGCCACCCACGUCCACGAAGAAACAAUUCCAUCACCACCUCAGGCUGCAUGUCCAACGGAGGACGAGCUCAGAACUCUGAGAAGGGUACCCGGCGAUCUUAACUUCAAAGUUUUCACUAUUGCCUUGAUAGAGCUAUGUGAAAGAUUCACAUAUUACGGCACUGGUCAAUUAUUGACAAAUUUUAUCCAACGGCCUCUGCCUUUGGGUUCAACCACCGGAGCCAGCGGUGCCAAUGCCCAGUCCGGUGCUCUUGGAUUUGGACAGAGAGCGGCCUAUGCAAUUAACACUUUCAAGCAAUUCUUUUUUUACAUAACGCCUUUAUUCGGCGCUUACUUGGCCGACGUGCGGUGGGGACGCUACAAAACAAUUUGCGUUAGUAUUGGGCUUGGGAUUAUUGCCCAUAUUGUCAUUGUUAUUGCCGCUCUGCCGCAAGUCAUCUUCCUUCCAACUGCAUCGCUAUCAGUCUUUGUAGUUGGGUUGACUUUGCUUGGCCUCUCGACGGGAGGCGUCAAAUCAAAUUUGGCUCCUUUGAUUGUUGAACAAUUACCUGUCACCGGUAUCCAAGCCCACGCCCUUGCAACUAGCGAAAGGGUAAUCAUCGACCCAACGGCUACAGUGAACAGAGUUUAUAUGCUCUGGUACUUGUUCACAAAUAUCGGGGCCCUGGUAGGGAUUCUCACGAUGCCAUAUGUGGAGAAGUACCGUGGUUUUUGGCUUGCUUGGCUGAUUCCUACUCUACUCUAUUUGUUGUGCCCCCUUGUCAUGAUAUGGGGUCGUACCAAAUAUAACCGUUCUCUGCCUGACCCAUAUGCCCUAGGGAACGCCGUCAGGCUUUUGCUUUUCACACAAAAGGGUCGAUGGUCAAUCAACCCACUUGAAACAUGGAGGCGACUUAGGCAAGGAGAUAUGUGGGAGUCGGUUAUGCCGUCCUCUAUUGAGCCCUCAGAUCGCCCGACUUGGAUGACUUUUGACGACAGGUGGGUGAGAGAGAUCAGGCGCGCUACAAAAGCUUGUGGCGUAUUCGCAUGGUAUCCAUUAUUCUUCCUUUGCUUCAAUCAGGUCAACAGCAAUCUCGUCUCUCAAGCAGCUACGAUGCAACUACACGGUUUGCCGAACGAGUUCAUUACUGUUGUCGACCCGAUCAGCAUCAUCGUUGUCGUUCCGAUUUUUGACCGAUUCUUAUUCCCGCUGUUGAGAAAUCUCGGGAUCAACGUCUCGCCAAUUCGGCGCAUAACCGCUGCAUUUUUUUGUGGUUCAAUUGGCAUGGUAUGGGCAGCUGUUUUGCAGUAUUAUAUCUACAAGAAAUCCCCAUGCGACUACCAGGCAAAUUCUUGCGACGAAGUUUCUUCGAUUAAUGUUGGGGCGCAAGUUGGAAUAUAUGUCAUAAUUGCUAUAGGAGAGGUUCUUGGAAAUACCACCAUUCUAGAGUACGCAUACACGAAAGCGCCUGAAAACAUGCGCUCUCUCGUACAGGCUCUUGGGCUUUUUGCAAGCGCGAUAGCUGCCGCAUUAGGGCAAGCUCUCGCUCCUUUGAGCAAUGAUCCGCUGCUCACCUGGGACUACGCUGUUACGGCGAUCCUGGCCGCCUUUGGAGGGUGUAUGUUUUGGUUUCAGAUGAGACAAUUAGAUUACCAGGAAGAUAGUCUCAAUGGGUUAUCCGAUGACCAGGCUGAGAACAAGGCGGAUGAGGAGUUUCAGCAACGCCGCUAG
Messenger RNA from Penicillium angulare, 1791 nucleotides. RefSeq names its product POT family-domain-containing protein. Gene Ontology annotation, cellular component: membrane. The transcript is spliced from 2 exons. Gene Ontology annotation, molecular function: dipeptide transmembrane transporter activity. The coding region runs from base 1 to 1791 and encodes 596 amino acids. Gene Ontology annotation, biological process: transmembrane transport. The record is from RefSeq and is a predicted model, not a curated record. NCBI's taxonomy places the organism in Eukaryota, Fungi, Ascomycota, Eurotiomycetes, Eurotiales, Aspergillaceae.